AUGAGUGGUUCGGCCGGUGCUUCCAGUAUCUGGAUGUCUUCGUUGGCUCAACUUCAGCGACUAUCGUGGGAUGUAGGACGACCACCACUAUUGAAUCAUUGGUUAAACUUCUUCGUCUCUUUGAGAUCGCGAAACACUCCGCAGAUAUUCACGGAAGGGCCCCUUGGUGUUGUGAAUAACGAGCACAAGAUGGUAAAUUCACAUACCUCCGCUGCUGCAGCUGCUGUGGCUUGUACUGUUCCACUACCGCAGGAGGUACGGCAAGUGAUCGCUGAGUGUUUUGUGGAUGGGGUUCGUGUGGCCCAACUAAAGAACCUCCUCACGUCACCAACAGGAAUUUUAACGGAUGCAUCAUCCAUAAAUAUUUGUGAGGGAAAUGACGGUGUUUUUUCAGAGGGCAAAAGGGAUUUCUGUGGAACCACCGAGAAAAAGUGCCGUGACUGCCUUUCCACAUCCCCCGGAAAUGCCGCGCCGGGUGCCGACAACCACCAAUGCGAUUUCGACGAGGUUUUGUUCCUUUGGUGUGCUUCACACGAGACCCCGUGCCAUGCGCAGCAACUGGAGGCGUGGCUUCGUGAAGCGGUUGGGCUUCUACACUUCUUCACACUUAGGCCUGGCUCCAAGACGGAGCAACUUCACAUUAUUCGACCACAAGAGUGCUUGGAGUACUCGUCGAUACUCUGUGUACUUCUUCGUGCCCUGUGCGCAAUGUUCUUACGGUCAGGAUUGAAUGCAACGAAAGGCUGCGUUGCAGGUCCCACCCUCUCCAUUUCCUUUGAGGAGGAAGUGGGACUGCUGAGUUUGUGGCUCUUACAUUCUAUUCGUUGUCUUUCCGUUAGUUCUUUUACGGUAUUAUUGCAGUUGGUGCAAAUGUUACUUGCGAGCGGCACGAAGACCCGCGCAUGGCUUCUUGAAGUGCCUUCACUGCUUCGCUAUGAUGGGAGUGGCAUGAAAGGUCAUUUAAAUGAUGACCUCUCGCGAAAGGGGCCCGCACAGCUAUGGGAUAUGUGGGAGAGGAGUCCAACGUGCCGCAUUGCCCGUGAUAUCGUCCCCAUCACUCCAAACCCGUCCUCUUCACCUUCCCUGCAGCAACUUUUCACGGAUCCACACGCUUCAGUAGGUCCGAAUGUUGUGCUCUCCCUAAACGAGGAGCUCAGCCAAAUAGCAACUUCGUCAAUGGGAGGAUGA
Messenger RNA from Trypanosoma brucei brucei TREU927, 1188 nucleotides. RefSeq lists its product as hypothetical. The transcript has a single exon. Lineage: Eukaryota; Euglenozoa; Kinetoplastea; Trypanosomatida; Trypanosomatidae. The record is from RefSeq and is a predicted model, not a curated record. The coding region runs from base 1 to 1188 and encodes 395 amino acids.